AUGGGCAAGCUUCGAGGAAACACGCUCUUCGGAGCCGUUACGGCCCUGACGGCUUUGGGGUUCAUGCAGAUCGGCUACGACAAUGGAUUGAUGGGCAACUUGAUCAACGGCAAACCGUGGAAUGACACUUUCGACAACCCUGAUGCGACCCUGGUCGGCACAAUCGUCAGCAUCCUUGAGGUUGGCGCAUUCUUUGGCAGCAUCUUCACGGCCUUCGUCGGGGAAAAGCUUGGACGACGGAAGAGCAUUCUCCUUGGAGUAGUCAUCAUGGCCAUCGGUUCUAUCCUACAAGCCACAUCAUAUUCUCGAGCACAGAUCAUCGUUGCCAGAGUCAUUGCUGGCAUUGGACUGGGCAUCAACAACUCUACGGUCCCUGUGUUUCAGGCCGAAUUCUCGCCAAAGGCUAGUCGAGGCUUGUACGUGUGCAUGCAGUUGAGCACGCUGAACUUCGGCAUCAUGUUGAUCUACUGGAUCGACUACGCAUUCUCGUACCAUGAUGAAAGCUUUGCAUGGAGGGUCCCAACAGCACUACAGCUGGUCUUCCUCAUCGUCAUGCUUGGAUUAGCUCUCCUAGUCGACGAAACUCCUCGAUGGCUCGUCGCUCAUGACCGCUCGGAUGAGGCAUGGGAAGUUCUACAGAGAGUCAACUACAACAGACAUACUGAAGAAGAGACCCGAGCACAGUUCGACGACAUCGUGAAUGUGGUCAGAGUACAAAACAGCAUCAAGACCGGAUCUUGGGCCACGAUCCUCAAGAGCGACAAUAUCUCUAGUCGCCGUCGGUUCUUCAUUGCAUGCGGCAUCCAGUUCAUGCAGCAAGCGGGUGGUAUCAACGCUAUCGUCUACUACUCCGGAACUCUCUUCCAAAAAUCCAUCGGCUUCAGUCAACACUUCUCCGGCCUCAUGGCCGGCUUCCUGAACACCUGGUUCUUCGUCGCCUCCUUCAUUCCCUGGCUCCUAAUCGACCGUCUCGGCCGCAAGCCUCUGCUCCUGUCCAUGAUCUUUGUCAUGGCCGCUGUCUUCACCGUCCAAGCCGCUCUCAUCUAUCAGGUCCAGAAUAACACCCCGAUCCAACACAGCUGCGGCAUCGCUGCCGCCAGCAUGUUGUUUGUGUACCUGGGUGCUUUCACUGUUGGUUUUCAAGCCACCGUGUGGGUCUAUCCGAGUGAGAUCCUACCGUUGAGGAUGCGGCAGAUGGGCAGCUCGGUCUCGACUGCAACGAACUGGAUUAUCAACUACGUCGUGGUGCAGAUCACGCCACCAGGUAUCCAGAAUAUCGGGUGGAGGUUCUACAUUAUCUUUGCGGUGCUGAACUUUGUCUUCUUGCCCGUGAUCUACUUGUUCUUCCCAGAGACGAAGGGGCUUGCGCUAGAAGACGUCGACAGGCUGUUCGCCAAGGAUGAUGGUGUGAUGCAUAUGCUGCAUGAGGGUAAGGAGGAGUCCAAGGAGAUCGAGCAUACCAAGGACUGA
This is a messenger RNA of Cyphellophora attinorum, 1470 nucleotides long. RefSeq names its product Sugar transporter STL1. The transcript has 6 exons. Gene Ontology annotation, cellular component: membrane. Lineage: Eukaryota; Fungi; Ascomycota; Eurotiomycetes; Chaetothyriales; Cyphellophoraceae. Bases 1 to 1470 code for a protein of 489 amino acids. The record is from RefSeq and is a predicted model, not a curated record. Gene Ontology annotation, biological process: transmembrane transport; carbohydrate transport. Gene Ontology annotation, molecular function: carbohydrate:proton symporter activity.